This is a messenger RNA of Malania oleifera, 1242 nucleotides long. RefSeq names its product ras-related protein RABA1f. Gene Ontology annotation, cellular component: endosome. The transcript is spliced from 2 exons. Bases 261 to 914 code for a protein of 217 amino acids. Lineage: Eukaryota; Viridiplantae; Streptophyta; Magnoliopsida; Santalales; Ximeniaceae. The record is from RefSeq and is a predicted model, not a curated record. Gene Ontology annotation, molecular function: GTPase activity; GTP binding.
AAAGUAGUGUUAGAAGUUAGAUUUGCCGUUCUCAUGCACCCAUAAAUAAUUGCCAACUAAGAACCUCAUAUUUCCGGCUUGCUGUUUUGAUUUUUAGCGCUCUCUCUCUCUCUCUCUCCGUUUCUAAUUAUGCAGAGACGAAGUAAAGCAUAAGGGGGAAAAAAAAAAAAAAACUAAAAAAGAACGCCCGCCUUUUGAACCUUCGAUCGCAUCUGCCCUUUCUCUCUCUCCCGCUCCCUCUCUCUAAAUCUGUAUCGGUAAUGGCCGCAUACAGAGCGGAUGACGAUUACGAUUACCUGUUCAAGGUGGUGCUGAUAGGUGACUCUGGCGUCGGCAAAUCCAACCUCUUGUCCAGGUUCACCCGCAACGAGUUCAGCCUCGAAUCCAAGUCCACCAUUGGCGUCGAGUUCGCCACCCGCAGCAUUCGCGUCGAUGACAAGGUCGUCAAGGCCCAGAUUUGGGAUACCGCCGGCCAAGAAAGAUAUCGUGCAAUCACGAGCGCAUAUUAUCGAGGAGCUGUUGGUGCGUUACUUGUCUAUGAUGUCACCCGCCAUGUUACAUUUGAAAAUGUGGAGAGAUGGCUGAAGGAGCUUCGGGAUCACACCGAUUCUAACAUUGUGAUCAUGCUGGUUGGGAACAAGGCAGACCUGCGUCAUUUGCGAGCAGUUUCAACUGAGGAUGCCACAGGUUUUGCAGAAAGGGAGAACACUUUUUUCAUGGAGACAUCUGCCCUGGAAUCCCUGAACGUUGAAAACGCCUUUACAGAAGUGCUGACCCAAAUCUACCGUGUUGUGAGCAGGAAGGCUCUUGACGUUGGGGAUGACCCAGCAGCCCUGCCCAAGGGGCAGACGAUCAAUGUCGGAUCUAAGGAUGAUGUAUCAGCUGUGAAGAAAGUUGGUUGUUGCUCUGCUUAAACUCGAAGAAACGUGUACUUUCAGAAGCCAAUACCCUGUUCAUAAUUUAUAGAGGUUUAGGGAUCAAGAGAAGAGCCUACAACCAAUUUAAUUAACGUCCUCACCUUUUACUUUGAAGCUAUUUUCCUCCCUUAUUUAUGUUACACUAGGCUUUUAGAGAUUAUAAAUGUAACAGAUUGGUGUCUUUCUCAUUUGAUUAAAUGCUCUUUACCUAUUUUUCUAUACGUAAACCGGCUGGGUCAUGCUUCUUGUUUUGGAGGGCAGCCUGAUAUGUAGUGAAUUGCAAAAUCAUGUACUCCAUUGUAUGAUAUGAUUGAUUAGAUUGAAA